AUGACUGGGCAGGACGUCACGCUAGACGAUGGCAAAGACAGCGACUAUGGAUCCGAGUUUGGAACAGACGACGAAGCAACACUCUCGGUCCUCCUUACGCAAGCUGCGUCGCAACCUUCCACGUCGAUAAGCAACCAUGCUGAAGUCUUGCCGAGCACUUCCCUGCUCUCGCCCUCUGCGAGAGGCACACGGCGUAAGUAUGUCGAUGACGAGGGCAUUAUCUUCGAGAUGGUCUCGCGCGAUGGCCCUGUCGCUCGAUCCGAUGCUGCACGCUUGUCCGUACAAGUAGAUGCCGAACCUGAACAACCAAACCCUCUGGACAUGCGAUCACCAAUCGAACGAUUUCGUACACCUCCUAAGAAACCCCUCUCCGUUACCGACAUCAUAUCUCCUGCAUGGUGCGAACUACAGUACUGGUACAGCCUGACCAAGUAUGGAAGAGUCCGCCGAACAGCUGCCAUGAAACAGGGCUCCUCAGUACAUAAGGUACUGGAAGAACAGGCCGCGACUGUCUUGCCUGUCGACACGAUACGCCUACUGGUUGACAGAAUUCUACAAGAAGAGCUGAAGGCUGUUNGUGCCAGUAGAGACUGUGGACAGAGUCGUACAAAAGCCUUGGAUCAAGAGAAGCGCACUGCAGUGCCUUUGGAUGUUGUCGGAGGGCUGGUACACCAAGUCUUGGAGAAGGGCAAACUCGAGCCCGUCGCUGUGAAUACUGUGAGUGAGUCGGUACACAAGGUUACUGGCGCACAAGUGCAAAAGGCUGUCACGGUUGAGGUUGAGACAAAGGAAGAUGGUUUUGGGCUACGAAUUUGGAAUAUCAUACAGAAUCUACGAACACUGAGAGUAACUGGACAGGCUCGCGAAUUUGAGACUUGGGCCGUCAUCGAAGGUCAAGUUGUCAAUGGAAUCAUUGAUGAGCUCAGCUAUGAGUGUCCUGAUGAGGAGUUGGAAGUGAACCUGAUUCAGCAGAAAGAGACAAGGCCGAAGAGAGGAAGACCGAAGAAGCAAAAAGUCACAUCGGAAAACCAGAGCAACCUGGACACUUUCUUCAGCGGCUCUCAAACAGUCGAAAGCAAUGAUGGUGGCUGGCUGGGGACCUCGCAUGCGACUCGCAAAAUCUACAUCAAGGACGUAAAGACUCGAGGUUCGAAGAACAUGCCUAAAGGCGAAGCUUCCUUCCGGCCCACCUCAAUGCAGCUAAUGAUGUAUCAUCGCAUGCUGUCACUACUUGCAUCGAACUCUGUGCCAGCUGAGCAAGUUUUUGCUCGCUACGCUCUCGAUAGCAGCGCUGCUUUCAGCGACAUGUUUAUUGCCCAGCUAGGCAGUAUCGAAUCCGACAACCAAAUCGAAGCGGCUGAGCAAGCAGAGAUGCCUAUACAAGACACGAUCGAUGAAUUGCUUGCGCACAACAGCCUCGAGAAACUCUGGACGUUGAUGAUCUCAGAAUUUCAGCUUGCCAUGCCAUUCUCCAACAAGCCAUCGACGCCAUCGCCCAUCGGCGAUGUCCUGAUGGCUGAGUACAGAGCAUCUGGCAGCGGCUCUGUUAUAGGAUCGAAGACCUUUGCCUACGAUUCCGAUGUACUCGACGCUUACCUGAUGCAAACAAUGGCUUGGUGGAACGGCGAACGGAUGCCGAAAGGCGUCGAGAUCGAAGAGGCUUUCAAAUGUCGAAUGUGCGAGUUUGCCGAAGUGUGUGGCUGGCGCAAAGACAAGGUCGAGGAAGGUGUCCGUAAAGCCAGACUUCGAAAUCAAGGCAAGAAGAAAAGUGAUGUUUGA
Aureobasidium musti is the source of this 1779-nucleotide messenger RNA. NCBI's taxonomy places the organism in Eukaryota, Fungi, Ascomycota, Dothideomycetes, Dothideales, Saccotheciaceae. The record is from the annotation of a GenBank genome assembly.